Cadophora gregata is the source of this 339-nucleotide messenger RNA. RefSeq lists its product as uncharacterized. The transcript is spliced from 2 exons. Bases 1 to 339 code for a protein of 112 amino acids. The record is from RefSeq and is a predicted model, not a curated record. NCBI's taxonomy places the organism in Eukaryota, Fungi, Ascomycota, Leotiomycetes, Helotiales, Ploettnerulaceae.
AUGGAUUCCUCUAGGUAUCUUGGUAGGUAUGGUGGUGGUGGUGGACGAGUAGUGGCCCCAACCAGGUGGGUUGAUUCUGCAACCAUCCGUUCAGAAAUAUUCAGAAAUGGGUGGCCUCCUCCAGGUAGGUGGAUUUCGCCUAGCGGCGAAAUCCUUCAAGAUGGGAAAUUGAACUAUCUUGAAGGAGCUAUGCUCCUUGGGCUAUAUAUCAUAAUCGCUCUUGCGUUCCUGGUAUACCCCGACGAUGCAACUGGUGACAAGCAAAGCAACCCCGAAAACGUGAAUAUCGUAGCCCGUUCCUUCUGGGCUGUAGCCAGUUCAGCUGGUUUAAGCUCCUAA